AUGGAGAACCAAGCGAUCACGGAGCCGCGAUGCUACGAGGACGUCUGCAAGAGCGGCUACCUGCGCAAGCCGAAAUCCGCGCACCGGCGCUUCUUCGUGCUCCGCGCGCCUUCUGAGCGCGGCCCUGCCCGCCUCGAGUACUACGAGAGCGAGAAGAAAUUCCGGAGCAAGUCGCCGGGGCCCAAGAAGGUUGUCGACCUGGAAUCGUGCUUUAACAUCAACAAGCGAGCCGACUCCAAAAACAAGCACAUGAUCGUGCUACACACCCGCGGAGAGAGCUUCGCCGUGGCCGCGGACACUGAGGAGUUGCAGAACGAGUGGUAUCAGGCCAUGCUGGACCUGCAGUGCAGAAGUAAGACCCCAGAAGACUAUGGCAGUGGAGGAGAAUGUGGACUGCUAUCCCCUGGCCCUAUUUUUAAGGAGGUAUGGCAGGUGAAGCUAUGGCCCAAGGGCCUAGGGCAAGCAAGGAACCUGAUCGGCAUCUACAGACUCUGCCUUACUGAUAAUACGGUCAACUUUGUUAAGCUCAACUCGGAUACACCUGCUGUAGUGCUCCAACUGAUGAAUGUGCGCCGCUGUGGCCAUUCAGAGAACUUUUUCUUCAUCGAAGUGGGCCGUUCAGCCAUGACAGGACCUGGAGAAUUUUGGAUGCAAGUGGAGGAUUCUGUAGUUGCACAGAACAUGCAUGAGACUCUUCUAGAAGCUAUGAAAGCCCUGAGUGAAGAAUUCCGUCAACGGAGCAAAACCCAGGCAGUGGGUACUUCCUGCGGAGGCGGCACAGCCUCAAAUCCUAUUAGCGUGCCAUCACGACGCCACCAUCCAAAUCUGCCACCUUCCCAGGUAGGCUUCUCCAGACGGGCUAGGACAGAGACUCCUGGUGUGCCUCACAGCACCAACACAUCUCCAACAUCUCGACAUGGCUUCUCCCGGUCACGCACAGCUAGUAUUGGCGCACGGACAGAGGAUAGCAGUGGCAGAAUGACUGCUCUCAGCACCAGUCCAAGCCUCAAUGGCUCCUCUUGCUCCACCACCCCUACGCUACGACCCAAACCCACGAGAGCGCCUACCCCGGCCAAGAUCACACUUAGUUUGGCGCCAUACACCCCUAAGAACCCAGCACCUUCCCCAGCCCCUAGUCUCUCCUCUAGCUCCGGGCAUGGAUCCGAGUGUGGACUGAGUGGAGCUCCAUUAGGGACAGUGCCCAUCUGCACCUAUGCUCGGAUCCCACAGAGAGUGUCCAUGUCAGGCUCCCCGAGUGACUAUGGCUCCUCUGAUGAGUAUGGAUCUAGCCCUGGUGAGCACUCCCUUCUUGCUGCAGGUCUCUCUACUGCAUUAGUAGAUGGCUCUACUAGCUGCAUAUUAGUGGGUCACAGAGACACCGCUCACAAGAGAAUGCAUGGGCGCAGGAUUCUUCGACGCUCCUCUAGCAGGGAGUAUGAAGCUGAGCGUAGGUUACAUAGCAAGCGCACUUCUCUUCCACCUUCCACUGCUCGGGAGCGUAUAGUGCCUCAUUGCAGGGAAGAAGAAGAUGAAGAAGAUGAAGACUACGCAGUGAUGUCUCGCAGCACCAGCAGAGAAUCAUUCACCUCACGUCGAGGCUCAGGAAGCUCAGUAACUCCAAGUGGGCAGGUGGAAACUUCAGCAAAUAAAGGUGUCAAUACAAAGGAGAGUCUGGAGAACACAUCGAUUGACAGUGGUUACAUGUCUAUGCUGCCAGGUGUUACAGCUCCUGCAAGUCUGUCUCUUUCAGUGUCUGAAACAGAACCAAAGGGAGGGGAUGAGUACAUGACUAUGACCCCCAACAGCAGUGUUUCACCCCCACAGAACAUCCGGCUUCCUGUCUCUGAGGGCUACAUGAUGAUGUCCCCCCACAGCAGCUGUUCACCAGAUCUACAUGGAAUGAGUGGGUGCUUGUGGGGUAGCAGGAGCAGCAUGGAGAGUCGAGCAGGUAGUGACUACAUGAACAUGUCACCCAUUAGUGCCAGGUCAGCCUGCAGCACACCACCUUCACACCCAGAACAACAUCCACUACAGCCCAAAACUGUGUACUCCUACUUUUCCCUGCCACGGUCGUAUAAACAUACCACCCUCUCUACUCGCUUUCAGGAUAAUUUGGGAGAGGGAAGGAGGCCAGAGGCGAUUUCUAGGGGUGAAGGUGUUUCUGGAAGGAGGACUGGACGGGGUGGUUAUCCCAGUAGUGCUGACUCUGCUGCUGGCCCCAAUGGAGGUGGAAACCUUUCCCUGUCCUCCUCAUCAUUCUCUUCCAGUUCAGCAAGCACUGAGAGUUUGGAGGACAAACCUCUAUCCCUGCCUGCUGGUGGAAUUGGGAAGUCCACCAGGUCAAGCACAGGACACAGGGUAGGGGGUGUUCACCCCAGAGAUUCAGCCCACCAUUUUCACCAGCAGAGACGAGGGCCAGGUGUCCAGAAACAGGGUCAUCCACAGCAACGAAAAGGCAGACCCUUUAGUCUCUAUGUGGACAUGUCCAAAGCCAACACCCUACCUAGAGUCAAAGAAAAUGUACAGCCAUUAGUACCCCAAAGCUCUGGUGAAUAUGUUAGCAUUGUUUAUCAGGGUGAUCAGGGAAAGUGCAGUAGAGGGGUAGCAGGUUUAGAUCAGGGGAGCACUGUGGUUGAAGGGCAUUCAGGAGCCUUAUACCAACCGUCUUCAUGCCAAACUGGUGGUACCAAUCUGCCCCGCAGUUUCUCAGCACCCCUCUCGACUUCCAUCUCUGUGUCCUCAGAGUAUGUUAACAUGGAUUUGGGUCAUUCAUCAUCUCCUCUGUCCUGCACAUCUCUCUCUUCUUUCAAUCCCACCCCAGCAGUAGCUCCAAAAGCAAGAGAGAAUCCCACGAGGGCACCUCAAGUGGCACAGGAAGGUGAAAAGGCACACAGAAAGAGUGGUAUGUCCACCUUGCCGUCUGGGGAUAUGACUGGUGCCCCUUUCACAGGCAACACAGAAAUGGCAUUUGGAUUGGCUAUAGUAGAAAACCCCUUGCAUGGUCCUAAACCUGGGCAAACAGCUGAGCCAUCUUCUAUUGAGCAGGAACAAAGCAUGGAUUUCCACUCACCCAAGGUAUUCCCCAAGUUAGACCAAGGUGCCAGACUGGUCAGAGCGGAAUCAUCAGCAAGACGGAGACAUCGCUCAGACACCUUCAAGGCACCUCCAGCACUCUCUCCCUCUUCCUCCUCCUCUAUUUUUGUGGAAGCUCCCCAGGCCACUACAACUCGAUGCCAUGGGCUAGAGAGUUCCCUUUGGGCUACUGGGCAGCCAUCUGGUCCUGGGAUGGCAGCUCUAACUACAGCCCAGGCUUCAUCUUUGUUACUAGAGCAAGGUCUAAAUUACAUUGACCUUGACUUGGCUAGUAAGGACAACCCUCAAAUGAGCCUGGAUGGAUCUUCUGGGCCCCACUUCACUGUCCUGGGAGAAGGGUUAACAGUGGGAUUAGGUGGAACAGCAGCCGGGGGAAGCAGCAACUCCAGCAUCAACACAUAUGCCAGCAUUGACUUUUUCAAGUCAGAGGAACUAAGAGUCCACCAAAAUAACAGGAAAGACAGCAAAGAGUGCUGAUCGUCCUGCUUGGUGAAGAGGAACAGAUGUGUGUGUGUGUGUGUGCGUGUGCGUUAGAGAGCGAAUGCGUGGGUGUGUUGUAUGCGUCUCCGUGUGUGUGAGUUCUGCAGGUGUGGACGCUCACCUUGUAAAAAAUCUUUUGUUUCCAUCGGUUACAAUCGGAACAAAAUUUUGCCAAAAGACUAUUGGUCAUGACAAACCAUGAACACUAAGACGGACAUCUCCUUCAGCCAAUCGGGAAGGAUUAAAGCAACUCUGACUGCCAACCAGGAGCCAAUGAUAUUCCUUCCUGUUUUUUUUCUCUCCCCCCCCCCCUCUUCAUUAUGAAAAUUUCAAAAAUAAUUGUAAUACAGAUGCUACAUAGUCUAACGAUAGAUGAGAAACGUAUAUAAUCUACUCUACAUAGUAUUACCGAGAGAAGUAUAUAUGAACUUUUUUUAUUUAAGAAAAAAAGAAAAAAAGUGCCUCAUUUUUGAUUGUAGCCAUUUUUACACAGGUCCUGAUGUUCUCUGUGAGAGGAAAGAGCUUUCUGUUUAUUGUCGCGCUCAUCGUCUGUCAGUUUGUGUUCCCUUUUCCUGAGAGUGAGAGAGCGAAACCGAGCGAGAGAGAGAAAUAGAAGAGAGACCGAGAAAGGGAUUGAGAGAGAGUUCCGUCGAAUAUAGUUUGUAUCUGAUUGCCUUACUGUGUGUGUCAGAUGUGUAUGUGUAUAUGUGUGUGUGUGCGUGUGUUUGCAUCAUCUAUGCUGUGCCAUGCUGUGCCUCUAUACUCAACCCAACAAUGGUGAAACAUACAUGAACACAUGCUGACGUUAACACAUAUUCACACACACACACACAAACAAACACACACAACCAUAAACCAAGACCUCAAACUGUAUUAAACUGCAGUAUAAUUCAUAAACACUGGUGAACACGUACAUUUAUCCUCAAUAGCUGCUCUUCUGCUCCUUUGAGCAUGGAGGCAUCAGCUGACCGGCUCAGAAAUCCUGAGUGACUGAAAAAGAGAUUACAGUGUGUGUGUGUGUGUGUGUGUGUGUGUGUGUGUGCAAUUGUAGUCUCCAUUUAUAUUUAUUUUUAGUUAUAUAGCCAGGGUAAUUACGUUGUAUUAAGCUGCGACAGCUUCGAUUUUAUCGCUUUUACACCUCACACACAGACUCACUUGCGAGUCGCCGCAUCUACAUGCAGUUCUCAACUGACACAUUCAAGUGCCUCCUCAAUUCAGCUACAGUUAAAGGAAAACUCCACCCUGAAACACAUUCGAUAUAUUUUUAUUCAAAUAUUCGUGAAUCCGGUGCUCGUCUGUUGCUUGGCGUUCUAUUUUGAUCACGACUGCGAGAAGCCCGCAGUUGUGUACCACGCUGAUGUCACAGGGGUACGCUGGUAUUUCUAGCGCAGUUACAAUGCCAUUUCAUUUUUUUCUUGAAAUCCAAAGAUCUCAAACGUAAGCGAUCAUGGUCAGGUUUCACUGUUCGCUCCUAAAAACGAAAUUUAAAGCAUCAAUUUAACGAGAAAUCCAGCAUCGUAAUGGUGGAGAUGUGGGCGCUAACGUUGUCCUCAAAGUCCUAGAAUGCACGCUAUACAAGACUCCGCUCUGAUCUACGAGACGAUGAGUGUGAUGGCGGUGAAGCUUUGGAUGUUGAAAUGUUUGAGCAGAUGAGGAGGUGAGAAGACUGGACAGACUAAAGGACUAAAGCACCGCCGCAUUCGCUCUCUUUGAGUAGAGAUGAAACGAAGGCUAAAGCCCCAUGCGCCACUGGGGGGGAAAUUAUUUACCGAAAUGAAACAAUGUGACCACCAAUGACCGAAUGAAAAAACUUCAAAUCAACAGUAUUAUUACAAAAUAUAUCUUGGGUGCCAUUGAAGAUCACACGUUUAUUAUAAAGAUUAAUAUGCAAGCCAUUCAGGGUGGAGUUUUCCUUUAAGAUCACACCAGUCUGACUAACAUAUGCUACAGUAGAGAGAAUUACACAAACUCACAUCAGCUACAAUCAGACGUCCGAAUACAAUAUUUUUUACGCUCGACAGUAUGCAACAGCAGGACUGUGGUCUUACAAGUAUUCUCCCAUACACAAUUUUAUACACCACAGUUUUUACACACUCCGAUCCGCCGCACAUCGCCAUUCUUUCGGCUAGACUAACUGUGUUUUAAUGUUCAUUCUAAAGUGUCUAAGGGUGAGGGUUUCCGCCGGAGCGCUUUAAAAUCUGGACAGGGUCUUUUUACAAUAAAGAGAUAGCGGUGCCUCUCUAAAACACCACUCAGUCCACUUUUCCUGGAAAAAAAAAAAAAUCUUUUCUAUCAUGGUCACAAAUUUUCUUAAUAAAUCCUUUUUUGUUGUUUUUUUUGUUUUGUUUUUUGUUUUGUUUUAUUUUUUAAAAAAAUAAAAGAUUUUAGAUAUUUAGAUCGGACCGCUUGUUUCGACCUACUAAAUUUCGACUUGCACUUUUCUAAUCAACCUUUUAUUUCAGUUUUGGUGAAAAGCUAGCUGCGAUAUCAGUGCCAAGAUUCUCUGUAGUAUUCAUGCAUCAAACGAGCCGAACAUUUCUGCUUUGAUUAUAAAAAAUUUUAUAUAAAAUUUCUUAGAAGUACAUGAAAACUUGUUCAAGUCAACUUGGAGCAAUUCUAAUGUUUGUGAGAGUCGGAAGUGGAGCUAUGCACGCUUCUACACAAGAAACUGGAAGGUUUUGAGUUCAGAUCCCUUAAUCAACCCUUACAGGAAAAACAAAAUCACAUGAAGUUCACGUGAUCAGUCACCAUAAGUCACGUGAAAAUGACACGAGAUAUUUCACAUUAUUUUUCACAUGUAAUGCACGUUGUUUUCAUUUUCACAUCAGAUUCAUUCAUUUUCACGGGAUUUUUAUUUUUUUUUUACACACGCGUCGUUUCUUUUUAUAUUAUUCAUUUAUUUCGAUGUGAGUUUUUCCACGUGUUCAUGAAUUUUUCAGACGUAAUUAAUUUAUUUUUCUUGUAUUGUUGUUGCUUGUCAUUCUUGCACAUUUCAGAUGAAAUUUCAUUUUCUCAGAUGUAAAAUUCUUUGUGUGAUCAUGUGAUCAUAUUGUUCACACCAUGUUUAGUUGGGUUGUGCAAUUUCAGGACGUAACAUGCACCUUGAAAUGCACCUUCACAUGUUAUUUUUUUUUUUCUUCUCCUCACACAUUUAUAUGUGGUAAAAACUUAUCAGUACAUGUGGAAUGUGUGUGAUUUUUCUGUAAAGGAACCGAGGGAACUCUUUAACCCGCAAAAGCUCUAUUAUUGGAUUAUUUAAAAUAGUUUGCCAAAUAAAUACAUGUACUGUAUUGACUCUGAUACAAGGUUAUGUUGAUUACAAGUUGAUGCCAACUAUAAAAAAGUUUCUGUACAUUUAAUUGGUUAUACUUUUUUUUUUUAUCAGAAAGACCCAUUCUGCCAUGAAAUUUAUCCAACAUAUAUAUCUGAGCUACAGUAUAAAGUACCUUCUUCCUUCUACCACAGAUUAGCAACAAGGCCAGGUGGUGCUGCUACAUGUACACAUAGGGUCAUGUCUUAAAGACCUCUUUUGACCCUCCUUUGACCCUUUUUUCUCCCCUAUAGCCUACAUAAGCCUGCUUAAAUCUAUCACAGGAGCUGGCCGGUGAAACAAAUAGAGCAUCUCGAACGUAAACGAGUGUGUAUGUGGUGUUUGUGUAUGUGAGGCCAUGUCUGUCUUUCUUGUACUCUUUGCUCUUGCGCUGAUAUGUGCGUGACCACUGUCUGAUUUGUUUAAUCUCUCUUUUAUUGCCUUAUUGUCUGUAUUUAGCUCUUACACAAACCAUGGCAGCUGUAAAAAAAAAAAAAAAAAAAAAAAAAAGAAAAGAAAAAAAAAAGCUUUGCAUCCUAGAGCAGGUGGAAUUCAGUUCUGUACUUUAGAACAUUUUUCCAAAUUCUGGCCGAGUCUUCGCUCUAGAACAGCUGAGAUUUUCUUUGGGUCUGAAGAUCCUUUAGUCCGGUUGUAUGUAGAAAUUUUGCGUGUCUCUGGCCUUUGGUCUGUGAAGCAAAAAAAAAAAAUAAAUAAACAUGGUUGAGUGUGAUGUAGAAAUAUGGCCAAGGCCGAUGUAUACUCGAGAAAAAAAAAGGACAUGAUGAUCAUAAUAAUAAUAAUAAUAAUAAUAAUAAUAAUAAUAAUAAUUUUAAAUUAAAAGCAAAAGAAAGAAAGCCAUGGCUUUCCCAAAGUACCUGCCAUUUGUUGGGAAAAAAAGGGUUUGAUAUGUACAAUCAGGGUACUGUUUAUUGAGAUUUAUCCUAUUCAUGUAUAUCUGGUACUAUUGAAGAAUCCAAUGACAAUGAUGUAUAAAGAAGACUAAA
Messenger RNA from Ictalurus furcatus (blue catfish), 7887 nucleotides. Its product is annotated as insulin receptor substrate 1-B. Gene Ontology annotation, biological process: insulin receptor signaling pathway. Bases 1 to 3570 code for a protein of 1189 amino acids. The record is from RefSeq and is a predicted model, not a curated record. Gene Ontology annotation, cellular component: plasma membrane; cytosol. Gene Ontology annotation, molecular function: phosphatidylinositol 3-kinase binding; insulin receptor binding. The transcript is spliced from 3 exons. NCBI's taxonomy places the organism in Eukaryota, Metazoa, Chordata, Actinopteri, Siluriformes, Ictaluridae.